Messenger RNA from Hibiscus syriacus, 1722 nucleotides. RefSeq lists its product as uncharacterized. NCBI's taxonomy places the organism in Eukaryota, Viridiplantae, Streptophyta, Magnoliopsida, Malvales, Malvaceae. The record is from RefSeq and is a predicted model, not a curated record. The coding region runs from base 1 to 1722 and encodes 573 amino acids. The transcript has 5 exons.
AUGUUGAGUAGAGGAGUGUUGAUGAUGAGAAAAAGAAUUCAUGAUGAGCUUGUGAACUUGGAAGUAGCUGAAUAUGAGUUCUAUAGACAGAAGGCUAAGAUGCAUUGGUUAAAUGAGGGGGAUCUCAAUAUUAGAUUCUUUCACCAGAUGGUAGAAUCUAAUAAGAAAAUGAAUACCAUUAGAGUAAUUAAAGGAGAAGAUGGUCAAUAUUAUGACACUUUUGAGGGCAUGGCUACUGAGUUAAUGAGUUUUUUCACUAACCUGAUUGGUGUUGAGGACCCUUUUGUCAAGAGCAGUUUUGUUGAGGAUCUAAAAGGUAUGCUAAACUAUUCCCUGCUAGAAGGAGCUGCUGAUUUUUUAAUUAGAGAGGUAAGUGAUAUGGAGAUUAAGGAGUCCAAGUUUAAGCAAGAAAAUUACAAGAGCACAGACCCUGAUGGGUAUACCUCUGGGUUUUUCAAGGUUGACUGGGACAUUAUAGGUACUGGUUUUACUUCUGCUGUGAGACUUGCCCCUUUCUUCCCUGGCAUGAUAUCACUUAGUCAGUUAGCCUUUUUCAAGGGUAGAAACAUUGUUGAUAACACCUUGCUAGCUCAGGAAAUUGUUAAAGGCUACUCUAAGAAGAGCCUUUCACCUAGAUGUGCAGUUAAAAUUGAUUUACAGAAGGCUUUUGACUCUGUUAGUUGGGAAUUCUUGUUGAAUGUACUUGCUACUAUGGGGAUCCCUGGUAUUUUCUGUAAUUGGAUUAAGCUUGGUGGGUACUUUAAAGGAGCUAGGGGGAUUAUGCAAGGAUAUCCUUUAUCUCCUAAUCGAUUUGUCAUUGCCAUGAAUGUUCUGUCCACUCUCUUAGAUGUCACUGCAAAACAUAGUAGGCAACUGGUUUUACCCAAGGGAAUCAUCAGGGAUAUUAAAUGCCUUUGUAUGUGUUUCUUCUGGAAGGGCAGUGAUUCCCUAGCAAAAGGAGCUAGUGUGGGAUGGAAUCAAAUCUGCUCCUUGAAGUCUGAGGGCUCUCUUUGGAUUGCCUGGAUUAUAGAGUAUUGUCUCAAAACAACUAGCUUUUGGGAUGUAGAGUGCAAAGCCCACUUUAGUUGGAUCUUGAGCAAACUUUUGAGUAUGCGAGAGGAGGAUAGACGGUUAUUCUUUCCUUGUGCCAACUGGAGCCUUAUUAAAGGUAAAUGGAUUUGGGACAAUAUUCGGGAUUAUAGGGCGAAGGUAAACUGGCACAAGCUGAUUUGGUUCCCUGCUCACAUCCCCAAAUUCUCUCUAAUCUCGUGGAUAGUCAUUCUCGAUAGGUUGCUUACCAAAGAUAGGCUUGUCCGUUUUGGUUUGGCCAUUGAUAAUGUUUGUGGUUUGUGUGGCCUUGGCAUUGAAUCUCGAGAUCACUUCUUUGUUGAAUGCUCUUUUGCAAAGGAAGUGUGGGAUAUUGUUCUAACUUCCUGUGAUGUUUGUUAUGACCUGAACAAUUGCGAUGAUCUUUUUAAUUGGUUGAUUGCAAAUUUGAAGAGCAAAUCCCGCAGAGUGCGUAUCCUAAAACUUGCUUGGACUGGCCUGCUGUAUUCUAUUUGGGAAGAGCGUAACCAUAGGCUCUUUAGGGGCUCGUCUCGCUCGGUUGAUGUAAUUGUAAAUAGUAUUAAAGUGGAUGUAAGAGUCAAGUUGUGUAGAUAUGGCAUGUUUAGGCUUGAUAAUGUUAAUAGGUGUUUAUACUUGAAUUGGGGUCUAUCUUAG